Bactrocera dorsalis (oriental fruit fly) is the source of this 1497-nucleotide messenger RNA. RefSeq lists its product as uncharacterized. The record is from RefSeq and is a predicted model, not a curated record. Lineage: Eukaryota; Metazoa; Arthropoda; Insecta; Diptera; Tephritidae. The transcript is spliced from 2 exons. Bases 634 to 1497 code for a protein of 287 amino acids.
AAAGAUAUAUAGUGAACAUAUGAUAUUGAGUUUAAAAACAGCGUAAAAUUUUAAUUGAGAUUAAACGUAAGCGUAAAGAGAGGCGUAGUGCGAGUGAUGAUAAAAAGUAACAACAGCAACAAAGUGCAGUGCUCUGCGCACAAAGUAAACAUAAAAAAAAACUAACGGAAACUUUUUAAGUUUCGGCAACAUAUUUCGAAAAAAAAAAUCGUAAAUUUAACUCAAAAUCACUUUUGAAUAUCACGUGCAAAAUUUUACUUCCUUUCGAAAAGCCUUUAUUUAACAGUAAUUUGGUGUUUUCGCGAAAUCUCUCAAAUUUAAAUACUAAAAUUUUCGGUGUUACGUCGCUUGCGCAUCGUGUGCGUGACCAAAUCGUGGUAGGCCUAACAAGCGCACACCCCAAAAAUAGAAAUUGUCAACCAUUAAACGGUUUCAAUUUAACGGCGAGUUACCGCAACACGGAAGGAAAAACCGUUUAACGGCGCGACAAAGCAGGUGGUGAUAUUGAAAUAUUUGUUUGUAUACAUACGUGAAUACCUUGUUUUGGCGCAAAAUCAAAAGCUAUGGACGGAGGUGCUGCUCAAUACUUUUAGCUCGAAUUAAGCAGCUCCCUAUAUUCCAUCUAAAUAAAAUAUGGGACAGGAGAUAUCUCAGCAAAAGAAAUGCAGCAUUAUUAGUCGACACAAAACACACCAACAAGCACCACAAUCUUUUCAACCACACCCGAUACGAGACGCAACAAAAAAUCCCAAACCUUCUACUACUUUCACAACGUCCAACGGCAAAUACACUAGACACUCACAAGAAUUCCAAAGCGUCUACGCACCUUCCUCGAGCAUCUCGACGACCUCUUCCAGCUCAACCGACGACGAGCACUAUCGCCUAAGACAGAAAUACAAUCUGAAUAAGCAAACUUAUGAGAAAUUCCGAGCGUCGAAGAAACUCAGUCUCAUCAGCAGUACCACCGAUCAGAGUACUAGCACCAGCAAUUCCGCGUCGACCAAUAGCAGCUCAUCUACAUAUCAAAAUUCGAAAUCCACUGAACCAACGUAUAACAACAUCGUGCGCAAACCGUCACAAUAUAAGCGCAAAAGUUCUUCGAGCACCGAUAGUGGCAUCUACUACGCCUCCUGCCAUUGCGCCUCUUCCUUUUUGUCUUCAUCAGCUACAUCCUCUUCUUCGCUGUGCUCCACAAGCGCCUGUGGCUGCUCCACUUCUGUGGCAUCUUCAUCCAAUCAAUCGCGCAGCUCACUCGAUCAAAAGAAAAACUAUCUCUGUAGACAUUUGUACAUAAAAUCUUAUCUAGAUAUUUUGGAGGAAGACGAGAAGGCGCGCGCUCACUUCAAAUCUGCUAAACCGGGCGGCAUACGCAAUUACAAACCGAAGAUUUUGAGCGAUAGCGCGCUGUCAACCAGUGCACCACAGAGCACAGGAUUUAGUAUCAGUAGCAACAACUUGAAGCUGCGUGAGAAGUGUAAGGAGGAUCCGUGGAUUUGA